Messenger RNA from Closterium sp. NIES-65, 369 nucleotides. Lineage: Eukaryota; Viridiplantae; Streptophyta; Zygnematophyceae; Desmidiales; Closteriaceae. The record is from the annotation of a GenBank genome assembly.
AUGAAGCUCUUGACUCAUAACAUGUUGCAGUGCACGGUAAAAGGGGUUACUAAAGGUUACCCGCUGAAGAUUGAAGCGGUGAAGUACGAGGAGCGUGAAGCAGAUUUCAAUCCUGACUUCUUACGGCAUCUGUUUCCAAAGAUUGAUUGGCCAGCACUAAGGGAGGCUGCUGAAGCGCUCGGUGUGACCGAUUUGCCUCCACAGGCAGAUGCUUCCAUGCUGGACGAUGAGGAAUUUCUUAGAAAGUUCCACCAUGCUCUCAUGGAGGUUCAUUUGGAGGAAGGAGCUCUGAUUUGCCCAGAGACAGGCCGCAAGUUUCCCGUGUCCAAGGGUAUACCAAACAUGCUGCUGAAUGAAGAUGAAAUCUGA